Messenger RNA from Saccoglossus kowalevskii, 1557 nucleotides. RefSeq names its product sodium-dependent phosphate transport protein 2A-like. The record is from RefSeq and is a predicted model, not a curated record. Gene Ontology annotation, biological process: sodium-dependent phosphate transport. Lineage: Eukaryota; Metazoa; Hemichordata; Enteropneusta; Harrimaniidae. Gene Ontology annotation, molecular function: sodium:phosphate symporter activity. Gene Ontology annotation, cellular component: membrane.
AUGAAAUUAUCAACAGAAAGCGAGUACUCUACGAAGUUCAAUGAAGCCAUGGAUGCUACCAAUGUCGACAGAAAUAACUUUCCAUACGUAAAUACGGACGAGGAAGCAUACUGCGCCAAGUUCCCAGUUGUUUCCGUUGAACCGAACAAUGAAACGGAGGACACCUACGACACGCCAGUGGAUACUGGGAAGAAGAAACAGGAUGAAAUCGACCCCUGGAGUUUGGUGCCACAUAUAGAAUCGAACCAACCAAAAUGGUCUGAGUUAACAACAAGUGGGAAGGUGAAACGUGUUCUGAUUGGAUGGAUAUUGAAGCCAAUCCUGAUAUUCUCGUUUCUCUACUUCUUUAUCGUCGCCCUGGCCUUGAUGGGUGACGCCUUCACGCUGAUUGGUGGAUCGGCAGCAGGUCGGCUCUCCAGACAGUACAUUAUUGGACACCCAAUCACGGGAUUAAUGAUUGGCAUGUUGGUUACGGUGCUACUCCAGAGUUCAAGCGCUACAACGUCAAUUAUUGUUUCCAUGGUAGCAGCCGAUUUGAUUCAAGUCCAGGAAGCUAUUCCCAUGGUGAUGGGAGCCAACAUUGGCACAUCGGUUACCAACACAAUCGUUGCCGGGGGACAGGCAGGAGAUCGAGACACAUUCAGGUUAUCCUUCGCAGGGGCUACCGUCCACGACUGUUUUAAUUGGCUGGCGGUUCUCGUAUUGCUCCCUCUUGAAAUGGCAACUGGCUACCUCUACCACCUGACAUCGGCAAUCAUUGAUAAUUCUAAUUUAGAUUCGUUCGGAUCUGACGACAGAAUUAAAAUAACAGACCCAAUCGUGGACAAUCAUACAGGUGACUUCCUGUUUGCCCACUGCGACCUGGCUGAUGAGAUCAUUGGUCUUAUUCUGUUGGUGGUGUCGCUGGCGCUUCUCAUGGGAUGUCUGAUCGGCAUCGUGAAAGUGCUUGGAUCAAUGCUGCGCGGCAGCGCCGCCAACGCUACCAAGAAGUUUUUGAAUGCCAAUUUCCCAGGAUACCUUUCGUGGUUGACCGGAUACGUCGCCAUGUUGCUGGGCGCGUUUUUCACAAUGUUACUGCAGAGCAGUUCUGUUUUCACGUCCAUGUUGACUCCACUUGUGGGCAUGCGUGUUAUAACACUGGCCAGAAUGUAUCCCUUAACUCUGGGAGCGAAUAUCGGGACAACAUUCACCAGCUUACUCGCGGCAUUUGCAAGCUCCGAUUCACAAGAUUUCGAAGAAGGUGUCCAGAUAUCACUAUGCCACUUAUUCUUCAAUUUAACUGCAAUAGCAAUCUUCUAUCCUAUUCCUUUUAUGCGCCGGCCUCCCAUCGGAGGUGCCAAGUUUCUCGGUAAUACAACGGCUGUGUACAGGUGGUUUUCAAUCGCGUAUCUAUUAGUAGUCUUCUUCAUUUUCCCAUUUACAGUCUUGCUAAUUUCUAUAGAAGCAAUGCCGUAUAUGUGGAAGGGAAGUUCCAUUUCAAUCAGGGAUUCCUUGGUGGAUGUUAUAGAAAUAGAAGAGAGACAACUGGCCGACGAGAUAUCAUGCAACUCUAUUUGA